Messenger RNA from Lymnaea stagnalis (great pond snail), 5205 nucleotides. The record is from the annotation of a GenBank genome assembly. NCBI's taxonomy places the organism in Eukaryota, Metazoa, Mollusca, Gastropoda, Lymnaeidae.
AUAGGUAUGGUUUACCGUGCAGUUUGGUAUGAGGCAGGCAACUGAUGUGGAAGUGUUGAUAGGUAUGGUUUACCGUGCAGUUUGGUAUGAGGCAGGCAGCUGAUGUGGAAGUGUUGAUAGGUAUGAUAUUUUAAAGAGGAAAAAAAAUGAUUAUACAUAGAAUUGUAGAACUUAGAUAAAUGACUAUAAAAAAAAAAAAGUCCUGGCCCUACAAAUUUCAAUCUGUCAUCAGAUUCUUUUAGCUUACCCAUAUUAUUAUGUCUAUUUAGCGGGUUCCUUCCAGAAAGGGGAGAUAACUGUACCAUACACUCAUUAUUUUGACAUGUUGACACUCACAGUGACAGACAGGGCAGAGUAAAAAAAUAAAUCCAGAUGGCGCUAUUGCAAGGCAAAAUGAAAGAAGGUAAACCUCAUUUAAAUUCUUGAACAAAGUAAUGUCUCAUUGUUUUGUUUUAAUCUUUUCUCUUCUUCUGGCCCAUCUCUCUUGUUUUCAAUUUAACUUAGUUUAAAAAUUCCACAUUUGUUCUGAUAUUUGAAUAGUACUGUGCACGAUUUAAUCAUUUUUGGUGUGUUUGAAUAAUCAAUUUAUGGUCUGUUUUGAGUUUGAAUGGUCAAUAUGAUCUGCUCUAGUGUGUGAAGGGUCAAUAUAAUCUGCUCUAAUGUUUGGAUAGUCAAUAUGAGCUGCUCUAAAUACUCUAAUGUUUGAAUAGUCAAUAUGAUCUGCUCUAAUGUGUGAAUAGUCAAUGUAUGAUUAUAUUCUAAUGUUUUAAUAGUCAAUGCAUGCUCUAUACAUGGUGUUUAAACAGUCAAUCUAUUCUGAUGUCCAGAAAGUAAACACGUGAAAUGAUCUGGGAUUUUAACGGGCAACUUUGUUUAUAUUUUGACAUGUUAUGUGUCCCAUUAUUGAAGGUCUUGACAGUGAGGCCUAAACAAAGCAGAGACAAGUAAAUAAUAAAGGGUGGGAAUCGACCAAGUUUGCCUCUACCUAUUUCUAUGCUUCUUUAGGGCAUCAUUUAAUCACUGCUCACAUUUUGCUGUGUCUAUGAAUUCCGAUGCUAUGCCACAGUGCCUUGAUGCUACAAAUACCCAGUGGUGUAGCUAGAGUUUUUUGGCACCCGAGGCGGUCCUUGACUAUGCCUACCCUUGACUAUGCCUACCCCUCCCCUUUUUGAUUUACAACAUACCAUACAGAAUAAUACAUAUAAUGUAAAAUAUAAAAUGUAUAGUAUUUGAAGAGAACACCAAAAAAAAAAAUAAUUAAAAACAAAACAAACAAUGAAACAAACAAAAAGUACCAGCCCCUUCAACACCCCUCUUUUCCAGCCAGUGCCCCUGCCCUCAUCCAAAUAAACCGACUAAUACCAGUCAUAAAGUGGAGUAGCUCCUCUCCUCUCACAAGGACUUCAUCCAUUAUCAGACAAUACAGUGGCAUCACACCCUUAUCUAAUACUCUUACAAGAGCACACAAAAUCCUUGGUAGUGUUAAAAAACUGUUAAAUUUUUCGUACCAAGACUUAAUGAAAUAUAAAUCAUGUUUAUCUGUAAUGAGCAAGUUGUUAAAUUUUUUUUAGCAGAACAUUGCUGUGUGGCGUCACACAUCCAUUUCAUUCCAGACCAACUUGAUUCCCCACCCAAUCAGUGACGCCACUGCCCCUGUGGCAGUAACUUGUUAUUUAUGACAUGCUUGAUCCACAGACAUUUUAAAAUGUGGGACAGAAAUAUUAUUUGUUGACUGAUGUUAAGAAAAUAAAUUCUGAUUAUCUUCUUUACAUUAAAAAUAAUCAUAUUAUAUAGAUAGUUCUUAAAUAAUUUUACAAAUAAAAUUUACAGGUUCUCAAUAUAUGGAGAUAUCUUACAGAGAUGGCAGUGACUUCAGUCAGUUAAAGAUUGACUGCCAGAGAAACCCUAGACAUUCUAAAUUCAUUCCAGUAUCCAAGUUUAGCAUUGAGCACCUGCCCAAUAGUUUAAAAGAUCAGGAAAUAGUAGAUUUUAUUCGAUUAUUUGCAAGUGAGAUUUGGUUGUAAACUGUUAUAAUUAGAUGUCCAACUGAGAAAUAUUAAUUAAAGUAGGACUUAUUCUUGAUACAAGUGAUGUCAAUUUAAUAAAUAUUAGCAGCUAUUUUGAGUAUAUGCAUCUAUUGUAUUCUCAUAUUAUUUAGAAUACAGUAUUUUCAAGAUUGUUAGUAAUUAAUACUGGGCUCAGCAUUAUAUUUUAAACAGCUUUUUGGAAUAAAAAUUAAUGCAUAGAUAUAUUUUUAUAUCUAAAUUAUGUUAAUUUGUUAAAAAAAGUUGUUUUGUUUGUAUGUACAAUUUUUUCCAUCUCUUAAAAAAUAAAUAAAUAAAAGGAUAUCCAUGCUACAGCACCCCCACCUCCAUUCCAAUUAACUAAAUGCUGUUUUUAAUAUUAUUUCCCUCUAGGUUUGACUGUCAGAGUGCUUGUUACAAAGAUAAGUAAUGACAGACCAAAAGUGUUCCCCCUGAGUGAUAAGCCAUAUCCUCUGUAUGAAAUGAAAGGGACCAAUUGUGUGAGGGCAGGAAGCGGAUGGGUAAUUUAAAAUUAACAAACAUAAUUUUUUAACUAAAUGAAAGUAUAAUUGUUUUGUUUUUUUCAAUAUUAUGUCCCUUGGUAAAUCUUUCGGUAAGCAAUUUAGAAAUAACUAUGUAAUCAAAGGGAUGUAAUUUCUUUUGUUAAAAAAAAAAAAAAAAAAAAAAAAAAAAAUAAUAUUAAAAAAAAAAAAAACAGAAAAGCCAAAAAAAAAAAAAAAAAAAAAAAAAAAAAAAAAAAAAAAAAUUUUUUUUUUUUUCAAUAUUAUUUCCCUUGGUAAAAUUUUCGGUAAACAAUUUAAAAAAAAAUAUGUAAACAAAGGGAUGUAAUUUUUUUUUUUAAAAAAAAAAAAAAAAAAGCAAAAAAACAUUAGUAUUUAAAAAAACAACAACCUGGAAGCCGAAAAAAAAAAGACAACUCAACUUCAAAGUUGAAAAAAGAAGUAGCCUACUUGGCAUAGAUAAGUCAGCUUUCUACCCACCAAGAUACACAAUACACAUAGAUUUGUAUUUUCAAUCCAUUGCUCAUUACAUUAUCUAAAAGGUGUCUUUUUCUUUUUUUACCCCAGGUGCGAAGAAUAGCAAUAUUUAUCAACAAUGGGGAUGAACCAUGUCCAUGUGCUGAGUGCAUCAGGUCAGGCAAGCCUGUCAUGGUCUGGGGCAGAAUAGAAGUCCCAACAGCUAAUCACCUUGUCUUUGAUUCAGAAGAGGCAAAGUGCACUCAAGUGGACCUGUGUUUAGUUGAUGAAGCAUCAGCGGGUACAUGCGAGGGGGGUGCUGCUAAGGACCAGAAAAAUGUCAGGCUGAAUGGAUACACUGUUUGGUACAACAACUGCAAAGAAGACAAAUGUUGGUUCUACUGUGCCACUCAUGAUGUGAAACUUUGCGAGAAGUUGAAAGAAAUGACGGAAAAAAGAGAUGAGCUGUUCCAAAGCCUAGUGAAGAAAUACGAGAAUGAUAAAGAGGCACAGCUGUCGAUAAUAGUGUCGCACCCCCACGGAUGUGGUAAAGAGAUAAGUAUUGGGGAGUGGGCCAGCAGAGGUGUUAAUAUGGAUGCAUUUUGGUGGGCCAGGGCCACUUAUGGUCCUAUCACCUGUGCUGGGUCAGCUGGUGCUCCGGUUUGGUCACUAGGAAAAAAAGAGGUGGAGGCUUGGAGGGUGGGGGAGUGAUUGACCUGAUUGCCUUGAGAACUGUUGCAAACAGCAAGGAGAAAUUUACUUAAAACUUACCAAAGCAAGAAUCAUUUUCUUCAGCAGAUAUAAAAAGAGUUAAUAAAUAAAAAUGAAAUAUAUUUAUACCUGCAAGUUGGGGAAAAAAAAAAAAAAUUCAAAAUUUGUGAUUUAACUUUUACGUACUUGAACAAAAAAACAACAAAUAUUAAAACAUUCAUUUUCAUUGCAUUUUAUUUUACAAAGCUGUCUACACAUAACGGAUAAAGCAAGACAUUGUGUAAAUCUACAUGAUGCAAAGUGUCCAAUGUUUUUUUUGUUUAUGACAUGUGGUUCAGACUCCAAACACACAUAUAUAAAUUAUAAAUAUAUAUUACACAAAGCAAAUGAGUCUUUUGUCAAUAAAAAGUCAUAUGAUUUGAAGAUAAUUUCAUUUUCAAAUGAAAUCCUAAGUGUACUUUACAUAGCAUAAAUCCAUUUUAAAAAAUGACGCAAGUUAAGUUUAAGCAAUAAUAUUAUAAAAUGCUGUACAAUAAAGUAAUUGAAUGUUCCACCUUUUUAACUUGGAGACAUUUAUGCCUGAACACACAUUUUAACAGUGAAUUUUUUUCCUCUCAAUGUUUCACAUUGUCCGUUAUUGAUGGAUACAUGUAAUAAAUAAAUGACAAAUUAAAAGAGUAUUUCACAGACUAGACAACAUAUAGGUGUUUAUUUGUGAAUAGGAUAGACAUUAACAUUCUAUAAGUAAAUUUGAAAAAUAUUCAAAGCUAUAUUAGUGUUUUUUCCAAACUAUAUUGUUUUUUUUUGAAAAAAACUUUCUAAUCAGAAUUUUUUUUUUAAUAAUGAGCAAUGAUUGGUAAAAAUUAUUUAAAGGGCUUAAACAAUUAAAAAAAAAAUAAUAAAAAUAAGAGGAAUAUAAUGAUAGGAAAAUUAAGUGAUCAACAUGUAUCACAAACAUUAAAAUACAUUAUCACAGUGGAAGAAAGAGAAAAAUAAACUCCCUAAUUUGACACUUUCAUAGCCCAUAGCCAAAAGCAUUUGAUAUCAAUUAAAAUUUUUGACUAGCUUUUCUUUAAAAAUUGUUGUAACAAUCAUUACUUUUGUUUCACACUCACCUACACGUGCAUCAAGAAUUAGAAUUAGCUAAGGUUUUCAGCUUAAGUAAAAAUUUGCAGAAGUAGAGAAAUCUUUGGUUUAUUUUAUAUAAUUAAUUAAAAUAUAUGCAUGAACACAAAAUGGUAUAAAUUAGUCUCAUUAUUAUUGAGAAAUGAGAACAAACCUUGUAUUUGUGUAUUUAAAAAAAGUUCAUUAUCUUUUAAAUAAUAAACCAUAGCAGAAAUUUUAUUCAAUUACAUACACACAUAAAAAUCAAAUUACUGUAUCCUAUAGAAUACCUAUAUUUAAAUAAAAUUGAUAAUCCUGGCAAUAAAACUGGCAUUUUUCAACACAUUUGAUCAGCUGAUUUUUAUUUUGGACUUUCAUCCAUCACUUAU